Messenger RNA from Myotis lucifugus (little brown bat), 2679 nucleotides. It is a transcript of the gene PARP10, whose product is annotated as poly(ADP-ribose) polymerase family member 10. The annotation marks the transcript as partial. The transcript is spliced from 7 exons. The record is from RefSeq and is a predicted model, not a curated record. Gene Ontology annotation, biological process: negative regulation of gene expression. Gene Ontology annotation, molecular function: NAD+ poly-ADP-ribosyltransferase activity; transcription corepressor activity. NCBI's taxonomy places the organism in Eukaryota, Metazoa, Chordata, Mammalia, Chiroptera, Vespertilionidae. Gene Ontology annotation, cellular component: nucleus; cytoplasm.
UCCCUCGGACCGCUAACGGGCCCCCCGUCCUCUCCCUUCCCUCAAGUGGCCGAGCGGGUGCUGCAGCAGGACCACCGGCUACAGGGCUCGGAGCUGAACCUGGUCCCCCACUACGACGUCCUAGAGCCCGAGGAGCUUGCUGCGGACGCCAGUGGAGGGGACCACUCGGCCAAGUUGGGGUCUGGGGCCACUGAGCAUGCCUUUCUGGAGGCUGGAGAGCCAGCGAGGGCACUGGAGGGUGUGGGGACUGUGACCUUGGGCUCUAAGGAGGCACCAGGCCAAUCAGGAGCCUCUUUAAGGACAGAGCUCAUCGGGUCUCUGGGGCAGGCCGCGCCAGUCAGUUCGGGGCUCGUGGGGUCCUCGGACCAGGGGGGGCUAGAGAGCCUGGGGCUCUCGGGGUCCUCAGGGCAGGCCGCGCCAGUCAGCUCGGGGCCCGUGGGGUCCUCGGACCAGGGGGGGCUAGAGAGCCUGGGGCUCCCGGGGUCCUCAGGGCAGGCAGAGCCAGUCAGCUCAAGGCCUGCAGAGUCCCCAGGUCCCGUGGGCUCAGUGGAGAAUGCCCUGGGGCCUCCAGAGCGGGUGGGAUCAGGGAGCCUGGAGCCUGGGGCGCCCCCGGAGCAGGAGGGGCUGGUGGAGAUGGUGCUGUCGAUGGAGCCGGGCACCAUGCGCUUCAUGCAGCUCUAUUAUGAGGACCUUCUUGCUGGCCUGGGAGAUGUCGCCCUCUUCCCACUUGAGGAAUCAGACAUGACCGGCUUUCGACUCUGUGGAGCCCUGGCCCCGUGCCAGGCAGCGGAGGAGUUUCUGCAGAGUCUGCUGGGCAGCAUCAGCGACCACGUGCUGAGCCUGAAGCACCCCGGCAGCGCCAGGUUCCUGCGGGGCCCCGAGGGGCAGCACCUGCUCCGGGAGCUGGAGGCUCAGUUCCAGUGCGUCUUCGGGACGGAGCGCCUGGCCGGGGACGCCCUGGACACAGACCCCGCAGAGGUGGACCCCACUGAGGCCCUCCAGGCCCUCCCUGGCCAAGCCCACACUCCGUGGCCCCUGGACAGUACAGGCAGAGACCCGGAGAACCUGAGCCUCGAGGAGGUCCGAGAGCUACUGGCCACUCUGGAGGGCCUGGACGGGGAGGACUGGCUGCCCCUGGAGCCUGGGGAGGAGGAACCGGAGGAGCAGCCAGAGGAGGAGCAGCCAGAGGAGGAGCAGCCAGAGGAGGAGCCCGUGGCCCCCAGCACCGGGGGCCCCGAGCACCUGGAGGAGGAGGCGGCGCUGCAGCUGGCUCUCCACCGGUCCCUGGGGCCGCAGGGCCAAGAGGCUGAGCAGGAGGAAGCUGCUGCGUUGCAGCGGGCGCUGGCCCUCUCCCUGCUGGAGCCGACCCCCCUGGAGGCCGAGGAGGAGUUGCUGGGCGGGGGGCCUGGUGGCCAAGCCCAGCUGGUGGUGCAUGUGGCCUUUGAGCAGGACAUGGACGAGCUGGACCGGGCACUCGGGGCUGCCCUGGAGGCGCACCUCCGGGAGGAGACAGUGGCGCUCCGGGGUCACACGCUGCCCGCAGAGCUGCUGGCCCGCCUGGAGCGGCGCCACGGUGUGAGCCUGGCCCUUCACAAUGACCGCGCUGUCCUCCGUGGCUUUGGGGCCCAGCCCACCCGUGCAGCCCGCCACUUAAGGGCACUACUGGCUGGCCCCUGGGGUCAGAGUGUGACCUAUCCUUUGGAGGCUUCGAGCCCCACCGGGCCACAGCAGAGGCCGAAGGGGCCCUGGGGCAGGCUGGAGCGUCUGGCUGAGGACAGCCCCGAGUUCCAGGAGGUGGUGCAGACCUUCUAUGACACCCUGGACUCUGCCCACAGCAGGAUCUGCAUCGUCCGGGUGGAGCGCGUGCUGCACCCGCUGCUGCAGCAACAGUAUGAGCUGUACCGAGAGCGCCUGGAGCAGCGCUGCGAGCAGCGGCCGGUGGAGCACGUCCUGUACCACGGCACGUCGGUGCCCGCUGUCCCCGAAAUCUGUGCCUACGGCUUCAACCGCAGCUUCUGCGGCCGCAAUGGCACGCUCUACGGGCAGGGAGUAUACUUCGCCAAGCGCGCCUCCCUCUCCGUGCAAGACCGCUACUCGCCCCCGGACGCCGAGGGCCACAAGGCAGUGUUUGUGGCGCGAGUGCUGACCGGGGACUACGGGCAGGGCCAUCGCCAGCUGCGGGCGCCCCCUCUGCGCGCCCCGGGCCACGGGCUCCUGCGUUACGACAGCGCCGUUGACUGCCUCCGCCAGCCCAGCAUCUUUGUCAUCUUUCACGACACCCAGGCGCUGCCCACCCACCUCAUCACGUGCGAGCGCAUACCCGGGGUUCCCCUUCAGGACCCCUCUGGGCCCUCGGGCCACUCCCCGGACUCCUAGCCCCAGCGGCCCCUCUCGGCUCUGUCCCGCUCGGCUGGCCUCCUGCUCUCCCCAGGCCCCAGCUGCACACAGCCUUACGGAUCUGCUGCCGGAGCCGCCCCUGCCUCCUGUCGAGGUUCGGGGACCCGGGGAGCAGCGUGGAGGGCUGGGGCGGGGUCCCCUCAGGGGCGCGCCCAGCCACCAGGGGUCAGCAGAGCCCAGGAGGAGGGCUGACGGCCCACACCCUCCGCCGAGGCCACACCUCUCUUAAGCGCGACUCUGUUAUUUGAAUAAACGUGGAACCAGGCAGAGGGACCUGCUGGA